AUGGCGGAUCUUGGAAGUGCAUCGGCUACUUUGCCAGGCAAUGCGUACGCCGACGCUUUUGUUCGAGGUCAAGCCAGAGAAGGCGUGAGCCGAGUGCAGGCUCGGCUGGGCAAAGCCAGACAUCUGAAUGAUGACCUAGCCGACUACUUUGCCGCGCGUCGAGAGGUAGAAGCAGCGUACCUCAAAGCUCUCUCGCGCAUCGCCAAGCGUCCUUUCAUCUCUGAUCCUACUGUCCUCGGCGCAUUUGCACCAGUGUAUGAGAGACUUGCGCUGGAGCUAGGCGAGCUCGCUUCCGUUCAUGGAGAGCUCGAAGGACGACUGGAAGAGGCAGAAGCGGUGCUUCGUACAGCAUCAACGCGUGGAGAGUGGUCGAGAGUCAAGGAGCACGAUGAGAGCGUGUCUGCUGCCCUCAGGGAAAUUGCAAGCUUAGAGUCGCAACUCGCAAAGGAUCAGAAGAAAGCGGAGAGCGCUUCGUCGAAGAAGGUUGCUGCGGCCCAAAACAAAGCCAGCGAAACGGCUGCGCAUUUAGCACAGGCAAACGAUGCGUGGGAGACUGAAGCGCCUUUUGCUUUUGAGGCGUAUCAAAGGAUUGAUCAGGCACGCUUAGAUCUAUUGAAAGAGACCAUCACCAAAUGGGAGACUGCUCAAAGUGAUGCUGCGACAAGGCUCAUGUCGACAGCUGAAAAGACGAUGCAAGCCUCUCUAAGCUUCGACACACAAGCCGAGAUGACGGAGUUCAUCCUUAAGCAAGGCACCAGCAAAGGCUUGCCGUCUGUACAGGGGCGUCCUGAUGCAACUAUAAGAGCGCAACAAGGUGCCUCCCCGGUCACAAGUGCAAGUGCUCGUGGACCUGCUCCAGGUGCACCGACCCCUAGCAAUGGUCGCAAUGGAGCCGCGCCCGGCCUGGCGGAAUUUGGAGGCGUAGGCAGUAGCACUGCGUCGAUACAUUCAACUGGUGCCGGGGCCCAAGACACUGCGAGUGUGGCUCAGCAACAGCCAACAGGAAGGGGUAGCACUCUCAAGUCUGCCUUGACGCGCAUUGGCAGGGGUCGUUCCGGCAAAGGCGCAAAUGAGAUGUCGACUUCGUACGGCUCACUACCUGAGCAGCCCGACAGUAUGGGACCUCCUCAAGUACCUGCUAUCUCGUCGAGUGUCUCUCAGCGCGCUCCCCGUUUGUCGCUGAGUGGCAACGACGCCCGGGAAGGUCUUCCUCAAAUCGGCAUGGCACCCCUCGUGCCGACCACUAGAGGGACAAGUACCGAAGCAUCUCCGGCCGCACCUCAAGUUGACGCUGAGGGCUACUCUAUUCCACCACCAGACCGCAAGCCUUGGGAGCCAACCGCUGGGGCUUCGCUCAUGGACGAGGACGCAUCAGAAGAAAUUUCAGAUCUUCCUCGCGUGUCUGGCAUGAACAUCUCAAGUAAAGCGGUCACGCCUAAGCCCGAAGACUCUGCACAGGACCAGGCCGCCCUCGAACGUGUACGCAGCACCUUGCUCACGGCGCGGACUCCACCGACUGCCCCAUCCCGCCGGAAUACCACCCGGAGAGACCGCAGGGACGUGCGCAACACGACCUACAAUCCCAAUCUCAACCUUGAUGCGGGCACGUCGACUGCCACGGGUGGGGGAUCAGUCGCGAGCCCGAUCGCGGCAUCGACUACAGCAAGCCGCUUCGACCCAGACCGUACUCAAAGUAUCGUCUCGAUGACGUCGAUGUCGGGUGCUGCUGGCAGCCCUUUCGAAGCCGCCAGCGCUGGUGUGGGAGGCGCAGCGGCAGCAUCAGCUCCCGGCCUUCGCGCAGCUGUGACAGAGACUGUCAACGUCAUCUUCGAUGGCCGGGACAUACAGCGCAUCAUGAUUGUCGGAGAGCUGAGCGUCACUCUCAAAGACAUUGGGACAACUGAGCCCUUGCAUCUUCGGCUCGACGCAUUCGAAGAGCUCGAGAAGGCGGCACCGAAUCCAGCAUUUGUACAGUCAAUACCCGAUCGACCUGGAGAAUACAGGUUGGACGUGGCUAGUCUUGUGAGCAAAGGCGGGGCCGGCGUGUUGCUCAAGUAUCAGCUGCAUGUGUCGGAAAGCAGGAAGAGGGACUACGUUCCUUUGGACGUGGUUGCACAGUGGCGCUGUGAGCAACAUCAAACAUCUUUGCUUUGCAACUACACGCCAAACACAACCAACAAGCUGCUCGCUUCUGGGAUCGAUGGCAUGCCAAAUGAGGUUGUCGCAUCUACGCUGCAGGAUGUCAGCUUCGUCGCCACGAUCCAGCCCUCGAAUGUGGCCGGACACAUGAGCAAGCCUGUCGGGACUUGGUCAGCAGAGCACAAGAGAAUGUUCUGGAAGCUCGAUCACACGGAGGCCGCGAGUGCGGGCAAGGUACUUGCGCGAUUUCAGGUGGAUGCACCCACCUCGCCCAGCGGCGUGCAAGUGAGAUGGAAAGUGAUUGGUCGCACCAUCUCCGCGCUAGGCGUCAACGUAGUCAGCGACUCAACCAUUGCGCCAUCCGCUCUCCGAUUCGAUAGCGUGGCGCGGUCCACUGUAUCGGGCAAAUAUGUCGCGAAUCCAGUCCAGUCCUAG
Molecule: messenger RNA, 2574 nt
Organism: Ceraceosorus guamensis
Lineage: Eukaryota; Fungi; Basidiomycota; Exobasidiomycetes; Ceraceosorales; Ceraceosoraceae
Exons: 5
Coding region: 1-2574 (857 amino acids)
Biological process (GO): septin cytoskeleton organization
Cellular component (GO): cytoplasm; endocytic vesicle; cell division site
Source: RefSeq, a predicted model, not a curated record